AUGCCGGCCCUGAGGCCACUCCUGCCGCUGUUGCUCCUGGCUGGGCUGACUGCAGGGGCCAGCCUGCCGCCAGGCCCUGGGGGCCACCUGGGGGUGUGCCCCAACCAGCUCAGCCCCAACCUGUGGGUGGACGCGCAAAGCACCUGUGAGCGAGAGUGCGUUGGAGAUCAGGACUGUGCGGCCACCGAGAAGUGCUGUACCAACGUGUGUGGGCUGCAAAGCUGUGUGGCCGCCCGCUUCCCUGACGGCGGCCUGGCUGCACCCAGGCUGGCGGCCUCGUGCGAGGGCUUCGUGUGUGCACAGCAGGGCUCCGACUGCGACAUCUGGGAUGGGCAGCCAGUGUGCCGCUGCCGGGACCGCUGCGAGAAGGAGCCCAGCUUCACCUGCGCCUCAGAUGGCCUCACCUACUACAACCGCUGCUACAUGGAUGCGGAGGCCUGCCUGCGCGGCCUGCGCCUGCGCGUUGUGCCCUGCAAGCAUGUCCUCAGCUGGCCACCCAGCAGCCCCAGGCCCCCCGAGACCACCGCCCGCCCCACGCCUGGGGAUGCCCCAGUGCCGCCCGCCCUCUACAGCAGCCCCUCCCCGCAGGCAGUAUAUGUGGGGGGUACAGCCAGCCUCCACUGCGACGUCAGCGGCCGCCCGCCCCCUGCUGUGACCUGGGAGAAGCAGAGUGACCAGCCGGAGAACCUGAUCAUGCGGCCAGACCAGAUGUACGGCAACGUGGUGGUCACCAGCAUCGGGCAGCUGGUGCUUUACAACGCCCGGCCCGAGGACGCUGGCCUCUACACGUGCACGGCGCGCAAUGCCGCUGGCCUGCUUCGGGCCGACUUCCCGCUCUCCGUGGUCCAGCGGGAUUCAGCCAGGGCUGGGGCCGCCACCACCCCGGCCCAGUGCCUGCCCAGCUCGCAGGCCUGUAUUGGCCCCCCAUCUGGCCGGGUCUUCUGGCACUUUGACCCACAGCGGCGCAGCUGCAUGACCUUCCCUGUGGGCAGCUGUGCUGGGAGCGCCCAGGGCUUCGAGACCUAUGAGGCAUGCCAGCAGGCGUGCGCCCGUGACCCCGGGGACGCCUGUGCGCUGCCGGCCGUGCAGGGCCCCUGCCAGGGCUGGGAGCCGCGCUGGGCCUACAGCCCGCUGCUGCAGCACUGCCACCCCUUCGAGUACAGCGGCUGCGAGGGCAACAGCAACAACUUCGAGAGCCGCGAGAGCUGCGAGCACGCCUGCCCGGUGCCGCGCACGCCGCCCUGCCAGGCCUGCCGGCUCCGCAGCAAGCUGGCGCUCAGCCUGUGCCGCAGCGACUUCGCCAUUGUGGGGCGGCUUACUGAGCUGCUGGAGGAGCCCGAGGCGGGCGGCGGCGGCAUUGCGCGCGUGGCGCUGGACGAAGUGCUCAAGGACGACAAGAUGGGCCUCAGGCUCCUGGGCACCAAGUACCUGGAGGUGACGCUGAUCGGUGUGGACCGAGCCUGCCCCUGCCCCAAUGUGACGGCCGGCGACGGCCCGCUGGUCAUCAUGGGCGAGGUGCGCGAUGGUGUGGCCAUGCUGAAUGCGGGCAGCUACGUGCGCGCCGCCAGCGAGAAGCGCAUCAAGAAGAUCUCUGAGCUGCUAGAGAGGAAAGCCUGUGAACUGCUCAACCGCUUCCAGGACUAGCCUGCCCACCAAUCCACAGCCCCAGCUCCCCGCUAUGCCCCACCCUCCCCACACUCCCACCCCUCUGCCUGAAUAAAAGUU
Messenger RNA from Budorcas taxicolor (takin), 1725 nucleotides. It is a transcript of the gene WFIKKN1, whose product is annotated as WAP, follistatin/kazal, immunoglobulin, kunitz and netrin domain containing 1. The transcript is spliced from 2 exons. Bases 1 to 1644 code for a protein of 547 amino acids. NCBI's taxonomy places the organism in Eukaryota, Metazoa, Chordata, Mammalia, Artiodactyla, Bovidae. Gene Ontology annotation, molecular function: serine-type endopeptidase inhibitor activity; receptor antagonist activity; transforming growth factor beta binding. Gene Ontology annotation, biological process: negative regulation of transforming growth factor beta receptor signaling pathway. The record is from RefSeq and is a predicted model, not a curated record. Gene Ontology annotation, cellular component: extracellular region.